Messenger RNA from Mesorhabditis belari, 1467 nucleotides. NCBI's taxonomy places the organism in Eukaryota, Metazoa, Nematoda, Chromadorea, Rhabditida, Rhabditidae. The record is from the annotation of a GenBank genome assembly.
AUGCGGCGGAUCCCAGGGCCGUCAAUAUCGCUGAUCUCAAAUGCGAUUUUGCCCCGAAUUCGUCCGUGUCUAUCGCAAAUCGCCAUCAACAGGGAGUUAUCAGGAAAUGCUGCGCUACCCCACCGAACUCGAACGCUUCAUCAGAAGCUAGAAGGAAAACAAAUGCGAAACUUUUCUUCCGCUUCUCUACCAACUCACAUAAAAGUGCCUCUCCCCGCUCUGUCGCCGACGAUGGAACUUGGAACAAUCGUUGCUUGGCACAAGAAAGAAGGCGAUCAAGUUGCUGAAGGAGAUCUCCUUUGUGAUAUCGAGACGGAUAAAGCCACAAUGGGAUUCGAGACACCAGAAGAGGGAUAUUUGGCGAAAAUUCUCUUUGAAGCUGGAACAAGAGAUAUUCCAAUUGGAAAGCUUGUUUGUAUCAUUGUUUCAAAUAAAGACGAUGUGGCCGCGUUCGCGUCGUUUAAAGAUGAACAAACUACCCCUAAAACAACAACUCCACCAAAAACCGAAGCAAAGCCUGCCGAAACAAAAGAGCCCGCCGCUUCUCAAGAGACAAAGCACGGCGCACAUAAUUCUGAGUUGAUGGGGCCCGCGGUUCGAUUACUAUUUCAUCAUUACGGACUUAAGGCUGAAGAUAUUAAACGAAGUGGACCCAAACAAAAUGUUUUGAAGGAAGAUGCCCUCGCCUACAUUGCUUCUAAAAAACUUCAACCCAUUAAAAGAGAAACAAAGCCGGUGCAACAAGCAAAGGACACAACCAAGUAUGAAGAUAUUCCAUUGACAAAUAUUCGAUCAAUUAUAGCAAAACGUUUGCUUCAAUCUAAACAAACAAUCCCUCAUGAAUAUUUGUCAAUCGAUAUUCGCUCAGAUAAAUUGAAUGCGCUGAGAAGAGAUUUAAAAAACAAGAAAAUAGCCGUUUCAAUUAACGAUUUUCUGGUCAAGGGUUGCGCACUCGGACUGAGGGCAGUACCCGAAGUGAAUGUUCAAUGGAGCAAUCAAACGUCGGUUCUAAUGCAAACAGUUGAUAUUUCAAUUGCUGUAGCUACAGAAACUGGUCUAAUCACCCCGAUAGUAUUUGGUGCUGAUAGGCUUGGAAUUAUGGGGAUCUCUGAAAAAACAAAGGAGUUAGCUAAAAAGGCGAAAGCAAACAAAUUGGCUCCAAAUGAGUUCCAAGGAGGCACAUUUACCAUUUCGAACCUUGGAAUGUUUGGGAGCGUCACAAAUUUCACCGCCAUAAUCAAUCCUCCUCAAUCGGCAAUUCUGGCAGUUGGUGGCCCAAGAAGUGAAUUGGAUGAGGAGCUCAAUACUUUUUCAAGAUUUGCCGUCACGCUAUGUUAUGAUUCAAGAGCAAUUUCGGCAGACUCUGCAAAACGUUUCCUUGCUCAUCUCUCACAAUCACUUUCCGAUCCAGAGUUAAUGCUUGUGGAGCCGCUGCUUGAAAGCCAAUUUGAUUUUUCAAAGCUUCUG